CGAGAAGAAAACAGCGGUUGUUUGUUAUUGCUGCCAGCUGAGAGGCUAUGGGGGAACAGAGAGAGGUGUUGGACAGACAAACUGUCCUGAAUGAAGCUCAUAAAGAGUUUAAUAGCAAACAUUUUAAACGCGCUGAGGAUUUAUACACAGAGUUCAUCAAGCUCUGCAUGGCAUCUGGACAAUACAACGCUAAAGACUUGGCCACAGCCUACAAUAACCGCGGACAGGUGAAGUACUUCCGGGUCGAUUUUUAUGACGCCAUGGAUGAUUACAGCGCCGCUAUUAAAGCCAGCAGGCAGUUUGAAGUGCCUUAUUACAACCGAGGACUGGUGCGGUAUCGACUGGGUUUCUUUCAAGAUGCCGAGAGCGAUUUUAAGAAAGUGCUGGAAAUCAGCCCCGGCUUUGAAGAUGCCAGACUGUGUUUGCGUCGGACGAUUCUCGACCAUGAAGAAAAAAUAAGCAGAGGAUAUUGAUGAUGGAUUUUCAUCGCCACAUUUAUGACUGAUUUAAUUUAAUUCCUAACUGAUUGAUUAUUAAGCGUGUUGUGAAUUGCUUGUAUUUGCUUCAAAGUAGGAUUUUUUUUUUUUUUUUUAAUUUCCUGCUUUUUGUAAUUUCUGGAUCUGGAUGUAAAUUUGUAAAAGGUUUAGUUUUAUAAAAAUCGCUGAGCUCAUCUUAUUUCCUCAAAUAAAAUGUACGAUAUGAAAUAUAUUGUAAAUUAUAAGAGAAAAUAAAGCGGCUAGAGAUAA
Messenger RNA from Neoarius graeffei (lesser salmon catfish), 746 nucleotides. RefSeq names its product tetratricopeptide repeat domain 32 (gene ttc32). The transcript has 3 exons. Gene Ontology annotation, molecular function: protein binding. NCBI's taxonomy places the organism in Eukaryota, Metazoa, Chordata, Actinopteri, Siluriformes, Ariidae. Bases 48 to 473 code for a protein of 141 amino acids. The record is from RefSeq and is a predicted model, not a curated record.